UUUACAUUGAAGGAGACGGAGAAAGAUGGCGGCGGCCGCUGCAGCAGCAGCUGAGGACGAGGAAGUAGCCAAGAGGAGGAAGGCUCACGGAAUGCUGAAGCUUUACUAUGGGAUAACAGAGGAGGGCAAAGGUGGCGAGAGGCUGCUCGAGCCUACCGAUAUCGAUGGCGUACACUUCGACCCGGAGCUCUACCUCACCCAGGUGACGUCAUGAGGACUAGUGAUGUCAUUUGUAUACAAACACGGCGAACGUCAUUACAGCGCCCUGUAGAGAGAGUGCUAGGGCAGGCAUAGGCAACCUUCUACAGAUGUUUUGGACUACACCUCCCAUGAUGCUUUGCCAGCAUUAUUGAUGUCAGAGCAUUAUGGGGGAUGUAGUCCACAACAUCUGGAGUGCCAAAGGUUGCCUAGCCCUGUUCUAGGUCAUAUGUUGUAGCCAACCCUGCGUGUAAGAUGUCAGAACUCUCCAAUGGUUACUUGGUGGCUGCACAUGAAGCCAGGGAUCUUUCAAAAUGACACAGCCACUUACUGGCCCUCUUUACUGACAUGGGGAUAUCUGUAAGUCCUAGUCCAGGCAUAGGCAACCUUCGGCACUCCAGAUGUUUUGGACUACACCUCCCAUGAUGCUUUGCCAGGAUUAUGGGUGUAAGAGCAUUAUGGGGGAUGUAGUCCACAACAUCUGGAGUGCCGAAGGUUGCCUUUCCCUUCGGUCUGUAACUAAGAAAUCCUAAACACCAUACAUCUGGUUACUUGGUACUCCAACUCUUGUGGACUACGUUUCCUCAGAGUCUGCAGGGCCACACAUUAGCAGGUUUCUUCUCAAAUCAAUGUGUUCAAAUAGGAGCCAGGAACCUUUCAGGUUGUGAGAGUUUAAGACAGGAAAGGGUUAAUAUCUCAUUUAAACUCCUUAUUUUUAUCAAGCGCAAGGUGUGUGUCCACCCUAAGGUUGGCCGAUUCUGCCUACUGUGCUCCUUAUUUAGGUAUCCUUUGCAUCAAGUUUAGUUGCUCACAAUCAGGCGAAUCAUGAAAACUUGACUGUAUAUAUAUAUAUAUAUAUAUAUAUAUAUAUAUAUCUCUCUCUCUCUCUCUCUCUCUCUAUAUAUAUAUAUAUAUAUAUAUAUAUAUAUAUAUAUAUAUAUAUUGCUGAGCAAAAUGGAGGCUUUAUUUCUUAACUUGGUGUUUUUGUUAAGGAACAUUUAUUGGAGAAUUUUAAAAGAAGUAAUUACGUAACAGUUUGCUUUGUGAAUAAAAAUAAAUGUGCUUUAAGAAAAAGUAUUGCUGCUCAUGCAUAGCAGUUCCCCAAGUCUUCCCUAUAGAGAACCAGUGGAAUUGAUAAAUAAGUGAUUUAAUUUGUUUUAUUUUAGGCUGGAGGGUGCAAACCUUAUUUUACCAGAUGUUGUGGAAUACAUGUUCCAGGAUGCUCACACAAGUAUCUUAGCAAAUAAAGUCUACAAGUUUUUGAGUACUAUGCUUACAAAUCCGUACAGUGUCUAAAAAUAAGAUAAUCGGGCAAUAUCCCCCUACAAUUAACACUGCUCAGUACAAUGUUGGCAAUGUUUGCAGUAAUCUUGUACUGUACAUUAUUCCUCUUAUAUUUUGUCAAGAAUAUUUAAUUAUCAUGCCAUAAUUUUGAACUGGCUAGUUGGACUGCUUUAUGAUUUUUCUGGUUUUCUCUGAAUUUCCAGACAUGAGAUCUGAUGCUAGCCAAAACUGGAAUAUGCGCAGAAAUACCAGGCAUCCUGUCACAUGUACACAAUUUCUUGCAGUCAGGGCUGCUAUCCGAAAUUUUGGGGCCCCUUACACAGCUCAAAGCCUGGUGCCUACCUCGAUUCUGCCCACGGGGCUGGCACAGAGUCCGCCUACAGACAGGGCCCAACACUGAUUUCACCAUUUUGUAUACACUUACAGCUGCAGCAGGGAAUGUGAUGUAUGUGUAUUGGGAACCCAGUGUGGUAUGGGGAUGUGGUGUGUUAGUUUUGUUUAUGCAGUUUGUGUAGUGGGCUGAGAUGGGGUUGAGUGAGAGAAACGGUUUAUCCAUUUUUAAUUAUUUAAUAUAAUUAUCUGCUAUUAUCUGUAAGUAGGGGGAUACUGCAUUCCAUAGUGGUCUGGUAAAAUUUCCUGCCGGGUGCCAAUGCUCUUAUCGUGAGUCUUAGCGGAGUGGAGGAGGAGACAGACAGCCUACCGAUCUCUCUUCUCACUAGGCAAGUGUCCAGUGGUCCACUCCUCUCUCUCUCAUGAGCCAUGGCAACGCUCUGACGCUGCUAUCUUUCAUCUCUUUCCCCAUGACUGUGUGUGUGUGUGUGUGUAAACCUCUUCCACCUGAAGUAAGUGGAUAAUUAACACAUUGCUAAACACGAAUACACACAUCAAUCAAGCCAGAAGACUUGCUUUUCCUACAGAAAUCUCACUUUAACAGUGCUAGUGGUUCACUGACUUCCUGAGUUGUGUUUCAAAGCUGUUGUAUACAGCAGACACAUACUCCAAGGAAUCCAUGUAUAAAGUGGAAAUGAGACAAAAAUGUGGUUCUUUGUUGAGCUCAUUUGCAUACACCUACCCAGAAUCCCUUGCAGUAGUGAGAGCACUGUUAAAGUUAGAUUUCUGUGGGAAAAGCAAGUCUUAUGGCUUGGCUGGUGUGUGUAUUGUGUUUAACAAUGUAUUCAAUAUAUUUGUAUAUAUAUAGUAUCUCACAAAAGUGUGUACACCCCUCACAUUUUUGUUAAUUUUUAUUAUAUCGUUUCAUGUAACAACACUAAAGAAAUGACACUGCUACAAUGUAAAGUACUAAGUGUACAGCCUGUAUAACAGUGUAAAUGGACUGUCCCCCCAAAAUAACUCAGCACACCGCCAUUAAUGUCUAAAUUGUUGGCAACAAAAGUGAGUACCCCCCUAAGCGGAAAUGUCCAAAUUGGGCCCAAUUAGCCAUUUUUUCCUUGCCGGUGUCAUGUCACUUGUUAGUGUUACAAGGUCUCGGGUGGGAAUGGGGAGCAGGUGUGUUAAAUUUGGUGUUAUCGCUCUAAUACUCUCUCAUACUGGUCAUUGGAAGUUCAACAUUGCACCUCAUGGUAAAGAAUUCUCUGAAGAGCUGAAAAGAAGAAUUGUUGCUCUACAUAAAGAUGGCCUAGGCUAUUAGAAGAUUGCCAAGACCCUGAAACUGAGCUGCAGCACGAUGGGCAAAACCAUACAGUGGUUUCAAAGGACAGGUUCCACUCAGAACAGACCUCGCCAUGGUCGACCAAAGAAGUUGAGUGCACAUGUUCAUCGUCAUAUCCAGAGGUUGUCUUUGGGAAAUAGACGUAUGAGUGCUGCCAGCAUUGCUGCAGAGGUUGAAGGGGUGGGGGAGGUCAACCUGUCAGUGCUCAGACCAUACACCAUACACUGCAUCAAAUUGGUCUGCCUGGCUGUCGUCCCAGGAAGCCUCUUUUAAAGAUGAUGCACAAGAAAGUCCGCAAACAGUUUGCUGAAGUCAAGCAGACUAAGGACGUGGACUACUGGAACUAUGUCCUUUGGUCCAAUCAGACCAAGAUGAACUUAUUUGGCGGCAACUGGUGAGGAGUACAAAGACAAGUACAAAGACAAGUGUGUCUUGCCUACAGUCAAGCAUGGUGGUGGGAGUAUCAUGGUGCUGCAGGCACUGGGGAGCUACAGUUCAUUGAGGGAACCAUGAUCCCCUCCCUUCGGAGACUGGACCACAGGAAAGUAUUCCAACGUAACGACCCCAAAUACACCUCCAUGAUGACAACUGCCUUCCUAAAGAAGCUGAAGGUAAAGGUGAUGGACUGGCCAAGCAUGUCUCCAGACCUAAACCCUAUUGAGCAUCUGUGGGACAUCCUCAAGUUGGGGGAGCGCAAGGUCUCUAACAUUCACCAGCUCUGUGAUGUCGCCAUGGAGGAGUGGAAGAGAACUCCAGUGGCAACCUGUGAAGCUUUGGUGAACUCCAUGCCCAUGGGGGUUAAGGCAGUGCUGGAAAAUAAUGGUGGCCACACAAAAUAUUGACACUUUGUGCCCAUUUGGACAUUUCCACUUAGGGGUGUACUCACUUCUGUUGCCAACAGUUUAGACAUUUAUGGCUGUGUGUGGAGUUAUUUUGAGGGGACAGCAAAUUUACACUGUUAUACAGGCAGUGCACUUACUACUUUACAUUGUCGCAGAGUGUCAUUUCUUCAGUGUCACAUAAAAAGAUAUAAUAAAAUAUUUACAAAAAUGUGAGUGUACUCACUUUUAUGUACUGUCUUUUUUUGCUCCAGAUGAAGGUGCACACGCUAGUGCACCGAAAUGCGUGUCGGGCGAUAUGUUCUGAGUGGGCACCUAUGCACUUGGAAUGUCUAUUUAAUAUAGACAUGCAGCAUUUUCACUAAUUUCAUUAUUUUCUCACUUUUUUGAAUUUGACAAUUUUUAUUCGUUUUUCGUUGGAGGCAUUACAUAGAAUGUCUCGGGGUACAGAAUAGAAAGGGAGUAAGAGGGUGCAAAUAAUAAGUACAAUCACAGUAUAAUGCAAUUAGGAUAGGAUACAAAAGAGAAGGAGGGAAGGGGGAAAUGUGUUAGUUAAACCUUGUUGGGGUAGCGUUCCAUGUGCACACUGCGUUAGGGCUAGUCUCGUACUGUCAAAGAGUGCUAUUGAACAAGAAGUGCAUUAGGGGUGUUUCAUGAUGGGUGGCUGGUUUCUUGUGAUGCGCUCAGUUGCGCGUGUGUAGGUUGCAGGUGCCUAUCUAAUGGCCACUACCAAGGUCGUUUGUGGUUCUAGGAGGAAGGGCUACUUGGGUCUGCGAGGGGGGGGGGAAGGGGGAGAUGGUCCUCAGAGAUAGGCUUCGCUGAGUAGGGGUCUUGGGCUUGGGUGUGUCUGACCAGUGGAGGUUCGUGUGGCGGCUUACGUCUCUGGUCUAGGGAUGUGGGUGUUAGUCUCGUGUCCUUAUUAUUUGUGGGUAGACCUGCGUGUCUCCCAGAUCUCCCAAGCCAGGGACCAGUGCGACGUCUUUUCAUGCGUGUCCCUUGCCAUAGUUUCGUAUGUUUUGUUUGUGUCUACUGCUUGGACGCAUUGUGCAAUGGUGGGUGGAGAGGCUUGUUUCCACUUCCUGCUGAUGGUCGUUAGAGCGGCUAUAAUGAUGUGGUAGGCUAGGUAUCGAUGGUGUAGUGUCAGUUUGUGCGGCAAUUGGAGGAGUAGAAAAGUCUCAGGUUGGUGUGGUAAUUUUGUGUCGAUGCAGUGUGUUGUCAACUCUGCCACCUGUCACCAGAAUUGUUGGAGCUCUGGACAUUGCCACCAGAUAUGUAGCAUAGUGCCUUUGUCGUUGCCACAUCUCCAGCAGGUGUCGGACGUGUUGGGAAAAUAACGCUUUAGGCGUGUCGGAACUAAAUACCAUCUGUAUAAUACCUUCCGUGCUAGUUCUAGGUGGGUUGCGCAAAGGGUAAUUUUUUGGUGCGUCCGAAAGAUGCGUCGCCAUUGGGCUUCUGAAAGUCGCCGUCCAAAAUCUCGUUCCCAUGCCAUUAUGUGGGAGGGGUGCUUUUUCUGAUGCUGGGCGUUUUCAGAAAGGUAGAUCGUAGAUAUAAGUUUGGUAGGCGGUUUUGGCGAUAGGUAAAGUCUUUCUACGUUCCGCCAGUCUGCGUUCAGUGUGAUGGUAGGUGGCUGUUUCAUGUUUUUGUCGAACCAUGACUUCAGUUGCAUGUAGGAGUAUUUUGCUGUCGAGGGUAGGGUGAAUUCCGAUACCAACUCUUGAUAUGUCUUAAGGUGCGUGUCACAUAGUAGUUGUGACAUCAAUUUGAUCCCAUGUCUAUGCCAGAGAGAGUGAUUAAAAUUCGGUAUGAGGUGUUGCAGGGCGUUUAUGCUGAGAGCGGGCGAGAUUUGGUCGGGAUUAGUCAUCCGUUUUUUGUAGACAUUCCAUAUGGAGAGAGUGAGCUUAGUUGUGGGCAGCAGUUCGUUCAGUUUUGGUAGGCUGUUUUUCGGUAGCCAGGCCAGAGUCGAGAUGUGUAUGCCGUUCGCAUAGUCUUUUUUUCUAUUGUGGCCCAGGUUUUCGGUUCUCUUUGCGGGGAAGUCGCUAGUAUGGGUGCUAUUGUUGCUGCUCUGUAGUAUCCCAUUAUGUUUGGCAUUCCCAUGCCUCCCUGUGUUAUUGUGCCGUAUAGGGUAGAUUUCGCCACCCGUGGUUUUUUGUCUUCCCAUACGUAAGUGAUGAGUAGGUUUUGUAAGUCUCGAAUGUAGGUGCUGGAGAGACGGAUCGGGAGGGUCCUAAAAAGGUAGAGUAUUUUCGGUAGAGCUAUCAUCUUCACCGAGGCUAUUCUUCCGGCCCAGGAGAUAAACUUCCCUUUCCAUCCUUGUAGGAGAGUUCGAAGGUCUGUGAGCAGCUUGAGGUAAUUAGAUUUAUACAAUGAUGUUGGCGUAGGGGGGAAGUUGACCCCUAGGAAUUUAAUAUGGUCUUGCCUCCAGUCAUAUGUGAAGUUGGUUUUGAGUUGGUCCAGCUCCUGUUUGGGGAUGUUGAUUCCCAAGGCUAAGGUUUUUGUUAUGUUCAGCUUAUAAUAAGAGUUCUGGCUGUAUUGGGCGAGGAGGGCAUGAAAAUUUGGAAGGGAGGUGUGUGGUUGUUCUAAUGUCAAGAGGAUGUCGUCUGCGAAUAGAGACAAUUUGUAUUCGCGGCCUUUAACCUUAACUCCGUGGAUAUUUGGGUCGUCCCUAAUCAUUUGUGUAAAGGGUUCUAAUGCUAAAAUGUAUAGGAGGGGGGAUAGUGGGCAGCCCUGUCUAGAUCCGUUGGAUAUUGAGAACGGUUUGGAGAUGAAUCCCCCAUUGACUACUCUGGCGGUAGGCGCAGAGUAGAGGGCUGUAAUGAGGGAGAUGAAUGCGGGGGGGAAGUUAAACUUGCGGAGGACUGCGAGGAGAAAGGGCCAAUGUAGCCGAUCGAAAGCUUUCUCCGCGUCCAGAGAGAGAAGCACGCUUGGGGCCCUCCCCCCUCGCAGCCCGUGGAGAAUGUUGAGAACUUUGCGAGUGCCGUCGGCCCCUUGUCUGCCACCUACAAACCCUACCUGGUCCUCUUUGAUCAGUGAUGGGAUGAUUGGUGCUAACCUGUUUGAUAGUAUCUUGGCUAUGAGCUUUACAUCAGUGUUUAAGAGGGAGAUAGGGCGCAGAUUUUGACACCUGUCUGGGGGUUUCCCGGGUUUAGGGAGUGUGGCGACAUGAGCCAUUAGCAUUUCUGGGGGCAUGGUGCCGGUGUUGAGUAUGUGGGUGUAUAGUCUCCGGAGGUAUGGGCUGAGUAUUUGUGCGAAUCGUUUAUAAUAUGCGUUAGAUAGGCCAUCUGGGCCAGGGGACUUCCCUGUCGGGAGUCCUUGGAUAGUGUCUAGAAUCUCUUGUGUGGAAAUGGGGUGCUGUAUGAGUUGGGCUUGGGCCUCUGAGAGGGUGGGCAGGGUGGUUUGUUGAAGGUAUUUGGCAAUACCCUGGGCUGUGGGCUGGUGUGUGGUUGGGUCGUUUUUCAAAUUAUAGAGUGUAUGGUAAUAGUCGGCCAUCUCGUCAUUGAUUUCUUGUGGAUUGUGAAUUUUCACCCCAGUUUUCGUAACUAAAUAAGGGAUUUUGGAGUUCGCUUGUUUGUGUUUCAGUAGUGUUGCCAGAUGUUUGCCUGCCUUGUUGCCUUGAGUAUAUGAUUUAAUUCUCAGCUUUGUUAACAUGUAGUUUGUUUUGUGAAGGGCAAUGGCAUUGAUUUGGGCGGUGAGGUCUGUAAUAGAAUUGGCUCGUGUUUCAGUCGGGUUGAGAAGGUGGGCAUUUGUCGUGUCCCGGAGUUGUCUCAAGAGGCUAAUGUAUUCUCCUUCCCUUUUUUUGUGUAGGUAGGAAGCUCUGCUUAUCAGGGGCCCCCGUAUGGCCGAUUUGUGAGCCUGCCAGAGCGUCGUUACAGAGACUUCAGUCGUGUCGUUUAAGUCAAAGUAUUCGUGUAGGUGAUCGGUUAGCUGUCGUACAAAGGUUGCGUCUUUUAAAAGGGAGUCAUUCAGACGCCACGGUGGUUUGCCUCUGUGUUGGUACGUGUCUCGGAGGGAUAUUGUGACAGGUGCAUGGUCUGACCACACUAUGUUCCCUAUGGAGCAUUCCGUAGUUUGUUGUAGGAGGGGUCCAGUCAAGAGGACGUGGUCGAUCCUGGAGUAUGUUUUGUGGACUUGUGAAUAGAAUGUAUAUUCCCUGUCUAGUGGGUGUAAUGUCCUCCAAGCGUCAUAGAGGCCGUGGUGUUGUAGUAGUUUCGUGAGAGCUUUGUUGGUGCGUGUGAGUGAGGCAUGUCUGGCAGAUGUCAAUGGGACAGUGGAAUCCAUGCGUGAGUCUAUAGUGUGGUUGAGGUCUCCACACAUUAGAACUUGGGCGUUGGUGUCAGCUGGCAGUUUAUGGAGAACCAUCUGUAAGAAGUUGUGUUGGUUGGCGUUCGGGCCGUAGAGACCCACCAGCAGAAGGGGUUGGUUGUUUAGUAGGCAGUGUAGUAUGACAAACCUACCAUUUCUGUCUAGUUUGACUUGCAGGGGUUCUACGGUUAGGGAGCUGUGGAAGAGAAUGGAAACACCUCGGGAUUUGGAAGAGUGGGUGGCGUGGAACUGGUGGGGGUAGUCCCGUAUGGCGAAUGAGGGGGUUCGGUUAUGGACAAAGUGUGUUUCUUGGAUGCAGACUAUGUCUGCUUUGUUGCGUUUUAGGUCGUCCAGUAGCACGCGUCUUUUGUGGGGUGUGUUUAGCCCCUUAACAUUGUGCAAAUAGAUUUUCAUGGUGGCAACAGGAGCCUAUGGGCAGUAGCCCUUAGCGGUUUGGUCGGUCAGGGGAUCAGGGGGAGCUAAUGCCUAAGGUAUCUCUGAGCAGAUGGGUUAGGGGGGUCGCAGUUAGAGGGGGUAUGGGGUCUCGACCUAAGGAGGUCCGGUGCGUCUGUCACACCUUGGGGGUUGGAAGUCUAGACUACCAGUCGGUGGCUGUCUGGGCUCCAUUUUAGAGCAGAUAGAUAGGCAGAGAUUGUUAGUACAAAGUAAACACAUAACUUUACAGUAGAACAUUGCAACUUCGUAACCAUGAGGGGUUUGCUACCGUGAUCAUAGACCUUGUUUGUUACCAUAGUAAGCGCAGUGCUGUAGCGGGUGUAUACUAGUGUACGUUAUGCCGGCCGUGUGGGUUUGUAGCUAGGUUAUGAUUGGGUAAUGGCAGCGCUGACUCGCCAAUUUGAGGGCUGACUUUUACACCUCAUUUCUGAUAGGCAUUGCCCGUCGGUGGCUACCGUUUUAAUUGCCUAUGGGGUGUAUGUGCGUGUCUCCCCACAAUCCAUGGGCCGGCGUGGGUCAUUCAGUUUUAGUCUAGUGGGGGUUGCGGCCAUACUUGUCAGUUAGUGCCCAUUAUGUUGGGGCGUUGAUUGAUCUGCUGGGGUACCCAGCAUAUGUUGGGGCCAGUUGCCCGAUCACUAGUGGUGGCCACUUCUGUGAUAGUAAAGCGAGGUAUGUUCUAUGUUGUGAGGGGGUCUUAGCCCCCUCCUGUGUACCUAUGUGUUAAGCGCCCUAGGCGUGCGCCGGCAUAUCAUUAUGUGGUCAACAUUUCCCAAUCAAGGGACCCUGGAGACCCGCCCAGCAGGAGGCCUACAGUCCCAUUCUGGUCUAUUACUAGGGUUAUGGUAGCCAUUGAUAAGUAAACAUAAAACUAUGUACAUGGUAUGAGUAACUAAAAAGGUUAGAACUAUGCAUUGUACUUGCGGCUUCUCAAGGGCAGCAGUUCGUUAAGCGUAUACGUUAGUCCUCUUGUGGUUUGCGCCCCUGUUUAGGGGGACGGCGAGUCAUCCCAGGCUCAGGGUUUGUUGGGCCCCAGGUUUCCAAUUUUUUCAUGCCCUCGUCUGGGCUAGUUAUGGUGGUGGUGUCUCCGUUUCGAGUGACAAUUAUUUUGGUGGGAAAGCCCCAUCGGUAUCUAAUUCCUCGGUUUCUCAGCUCCGUGGUGACAUUCUGGUAUUCCCUGCGUCUCCUGAGGGUGGCCGCGGAGAGGUCCGCCAUCAUGCGCACCGUUGGGAAGUCGUCAUGCGGGUUGGGUCUGUUGCGAUGUCGUUUAAGUAUGAGUUCUUUAAUGUGGUAAAAAUGAACUCUGAUGAGAACGUCGCGGGACAUGGAGUCUGGUAAGUGUCGGGGUUUGGGGAUUCUGUGUGCUCUGUCCACCAAAAGUAUAUCUGCCGGGAUGUCCGGCGCGUAUGCGUGCAAGAGGCCUCUUACAUAGAGUGGCAGAUCGUCCUGGGAGACAGAUUCCGGGACCCCGCGUAGCCGCAGAUUGUUCCGCCUCGCCCUGUCCUCGUAGUCCGCCAUUUGCGCCUCCAUUUUCUCCAUUCGGUGUUGCAGCGUUAGAACUUGGUCCGCCAUUUCGGUCUGUGUGGAGGCCAGGUCUUUGCAGCUUUGUUCCACCCUGGUAGUUCUUCCUGACAGGUCUCUCAUUUCUUGUUUUAUUUGGUCUGCUGUUGCUUUCCAGGUAUUAAUCAGGGUGUUAGACAUGGUGUCCAUGGCCUUUUCGAAGUAGCUUCUCGUGAGGCAGUCCUGCAGACGAGGUCCCUCUGCGGCUUGGUAGGCCGCCUCCGCAUCUGUGUCCUCGCCGCCAUCUUGGAGCGCGGGCCGCACAGAUUCAGAGUGCGUUGUUUUUUGCCCGAAAAAAGCCAGUUUAUCAGUUUUUGCCAUGGAUUUCUUCGCUUUGGGUUGUGUCAUGAUGUUCAGUGAUGUUAGGUGGGUUCUCUGCUUACAAUUGAUCGUUAUUUAUGGAGCCCAUGUGCCGGAGCAAAUCUUUACACGGCCAUCUUGCUCGGCGGUCAGCCACGCCCCCCUGAUUUUCUCACUUUUUAUUCUGUCGCUACUAUCUUCCAGUUUACCAGGGAGAGAGUCUUUUUAGCUUACUGUCCUUCAAACUUUUUAAUUAACCUUUGUUAAGACUGUAUAUUACUCCUUCGAUUAUGUGUCUAUUGGUCUUGGACACCCCCACCAAUAAGGUAUUUACUCUCACCCUGGUAUAUUUACGUUAAUCUAGAUUAACGUAAAUAUACCAGGGCUAAAACAUCCUGGGCUAAAACAAGCAGUCUGAUAAAGCUACCAUUAGUUUAAACAAUUUACUGGAUGACCCUAUACUCCAAUUAUGAGUUAGUGGAGAAGCCUUAUAAGGCUUGUCAUUGUCUUACUUUGUUUCUAGUUUUGAGACACGUGUGUGUGUCUUGGUGCCAACUCCCACUACUCUUAACCCUGCAAUUGUAAUUAAUGCAGUUUUUUAUAAACUGCAAUAAUUACCUUGCAGAGUUAACUCCACCUCUAGUGGCUGUCUACUAGACAGCCACUAGAGGGCACUUCCUGGAUUAUAGCACAGAAAACCUGUGUUAGAGCGUCGCUGGACAUCCUCACGCUGUGUGAGGACCUCCAUCGUCGCUCAAUUCCCCAUAGAAAAGCAUUAGGUUUCCUCAGCCGGCGGGCGGGAUCAGUCUCGCCCACCGGCUGACUUAAUCACUUUGAGGAGCGGCGGCGAGCAGAAACCACCGCUGAGGGAUAACGGCGGGGUCUCUGGUAAGUGGCCUGAAGGGGUUUUCACUUACCUACUAUCCAGCUUUCACUCACCCACUUUGUUGUGGUUUGUGUGACUUUGUUUUUGUUUCUCUGUUGUAGAAACAAAAACAAAAAUGUCCUGCUUGUACCCCCCUGAUGGCGGCCCUGUUUGCAGUAAUGGUGCUUUCGAUAUCCAUAUUUUAUUUUAAAAAAAAGUUAAUAUCCUGCAAAAAAAAAUAAUGUAUACCAGAUACAUUUUUAUGCAGUCCCUUUUUUUUUUUUUUCCAUUUGCUGAUUCCUGUUUAUUGAGGGGAAUGUUCAGAACAUUUAUUGAUAUUUAUUCAUUAAAAUGUGGAGAACUGCUAAAGAAAUUGCACAUUUUACGCCAAAAUAGCUGAGCUUAUGAAGUAGCAGAAAUUGUCAGUUUGUCUAAUUUUUAGCUGUUUUGGCUUAAAAUAUUCAAAUCUCUUGACAAUUCUUCACAAUUCUGUGUUUAGUGACUAAUUCUAAAUCGUUCAAAGGAUCGCUCUUUCAUGCAAUUGCAUGUUUCCUGACUAUUCGUGGAAUUACUGCACAAUCUGCGAUGCCAUCUUUUAGGGUUAGUCACUUAAGUAAGAAAUCAAGGUGAAUUUAAAACGACUUUUCAAUUUAAGGUGAAUAUAGCCGAACUGGGAAAAUUCUCUACGUCAGCUCUGCUUUCAGUUUGGCUACUCUGGUAUUAAAUUAGAAAUUAACUUUAAAUUCUCAAUUUAGUGACCAACCUAUGUUCUCAACUGCUUCAGUACUUUGCAUAACUGACAACUGGAGAUGCAUUAGAAUUCUUGUAUAGUUUUUUUAGCAGAUUUUGUAUUUUUUUUUUUUUUUAUAUAUUAUUACCCAACAGGGAAGAGAGAUGUGUUGUUUUCUCUGUUAAUUUUUAAUUUUCUAUUUUUACAUGCAGUUAAGAAAAGAGAGAUCCCUGGCUCAGUUGAUGGACGUGGAGUCCGACAUGGUACGUCAGAUCCGAGCCCUGGACAGUGACAUGCAGACCCUGGUGUAUGAGAACUAUAAUAAAUUCAUAUCUGCAACAGGUAGGAAGGUCUUCCACUAAGUGAAGUUAGAUGGUAUUUUAUUUUGCCGUCCUUACAUUCCUGUCCUCUGCCAUGUAAUUAGCAUUUCUUGUGGACACUUCCUAACGCAGAGAAAUCUUCCUCUAUGAUGCCGACGUGCUGGCUUCACAUCUAGCACAUUUGCAGCAGAAUGGGCAUCAUUUUUUACAAUUGACAUAAACAAUAAGCCUGAGAUGAUCAGUGUACCAGUUCUGACCUUUUACAGAGGGAUGUGCAAUGGACAGAUGUAUAAAAUACAGUUUGAGGCAAUAAGCAAACUUUCUCGUGAAAAUGCCUUUUUAAUAGUAUAGUUCUGUCUAAAUAAAACAUUUGGGUCAUAUGCUGAAGCUACCAUUGGCAUGGAAAAAAAUUACAGUAUUGCUUUUUUCCCCUCUCUUCAAAAUAACCGUGAAAGAAGGUGUUAUGAUAGAGUGCUUUAUGUGUCUCUUUCUAAAAAUAAAUACAAGCUAUUUUAGGUUUGUAUGUAAUAGAUUAUCCUACAGCAAAUAAGGUAAUCUGUUGAUGUUUUAGUCUGUUCAGACUAGAUGGGCCGAAUGGUUCUUAUCUGCCGUCACAUUCUAUGUUUCUAUGUAGUUGUGGUGCUACGGCCUCCAUUCACUGGAUUUAUAUCAAACUGUUUUUGAACAGUUUUGCAAACAUCCAAGAGUUGUGAUUUUUGUCUGCCCUCUUCCCUUAUAAACUGUGUGCAGUGACUUUAAGGAAAAAGUGUUCUGAUUUUCAAUUGCUUUCAUAAUUCCUUAGACACCAUCCGUAAGAUGAAGAAUGAUUUCAAGAAGAUGGAGGAUGAAAUGGAUGGACUUGCGGCAAACAUGGCAGUAAUCACUGAAUUUAGUGCUAGCAUCAGUAGCACACUGCAGGAGAGACACCAACACAUUACCAAGCUUAGCGGUAUGUAUAAUUGGGUACAAGACUUAGUUGGCCGUGGAAAGGCAAAGUAUGAACGGCGAUAGCUAAUUUCUGAUAAAUGAUUAACUUUUUAUGCAGGAGAUGCAUCAUAAAUAAAAUAAAAAAAUAGCACAUUUCUAUAUAGAAAAUUAACAUGGUUGUCCUUUGCCAGGUGUCCACACCCUUCUGCGUAAGCUGCAGUUCCUGUUUGAACUCCCUGCCCGCCUAAAUAAGUGUAUCGAGCUCAAAGCUUAUGCACAGGCUGUGUCCUAUCACUCCAAGGCCCGCAGUGUGCUCCACCAGUACCAGCACAUGCCCUCCUUUCACGGCAUUCAGACUGACUGCCAGGCUAUCAUGGCAGGACUGGCAGAUACUCUUCGGCAGAGGUUCAGGUACGGUUAUUCAUCUAAUUUUGUUUGGUGUGUGCACAUAAAGAGUUGAAAACUGUAAGAAGCACCUAACAAUACUCAAAGCAUGAUUAUUCAAUAAUAAUGGUUUCUUUAUCUUCCUAAAGGUUCAUGUUAUACAUAAAUACAUAGAAAAAGAAAAACAGGUUGUGGUAUUGUUGUUAUAGUUCUCUUUAGUGUUGCACACAUACAUUGAGCAGAUAGAGCCUAAACAGUACAGAAUGUGAGUAGACGACCUAAAAGCUCAUCAAAUUCAAAUUAGUAUUCGUUAGAUUCCACAGUAAGAGCAGAUUAAUUUGUGCCUCUAAUGCUACUUCAUAAACAAUUCAAACAACUAUGUUCAUUCUUUGUGACUCAUUAAAAAAUGAGUAAGAAACCGAAGUAGAGUGAUAAUUUGAUUUUAAGAACGAUUUCAGUUAUAUUUUGAUCCCAUUCUCAAAUUUCCACUUGCCGCUAUUAAUUGGCAAGCUGAUAUAAAGCCCUGGUGAGUGUGCCAUGGACCCUCCUGACGUGCAGUGGAUAGUGACAUUUAAGACCUGGCUACCAGAUUAGGACUUUUUUUUUUUAUUAUUCUCUAUUUUUGGUGCAUAGAAUAAACUUUACAUACGUGCUGGCAAUGCCCCAACAGCUGUUGCCGGCGAUUCAAUCAACAUAUAACAGCAAUUUUUAGGCAUGUAUAACAGUGCACAUUUUUUAUUUUAAGGUGAUGUAGAUAAUAGUGAAAUGCUAGCAAUAAAGGUUAACUGUUCGUGCGGACUGACCAGUAGUGUGUAUAUAUAGAGGGGUCAACUGUUGGUCUAAGCUCAUAGGUAGGAGAGUUUCCCCCCAUAGCCGUGUGUAGCAAGGGUCCGUGGGCCCCCUCUCUACUCAUGAGGGUACUACGGUUGCCUGCCCCUGAGUAUCGUUCCGGUUCAUUGUGGAGUGCUCUGUCCGUGCUAGGGUAUUGUGUGCCUGUAUGUGUGUGAUACCCCAGGUCGGGUAAGUCAUAGGUGGCAGUGUCUGCAGUGGGGCGUUCUUAGGUCCCUGUGUAAGCUCCUGUUGGUUGGGUAUCUGCAGUUUGGUGCUCGCGGUGAAGUUAAGUCUUCUAGGGGAUAGGGGGACAUACAGAUCUGUGUGUGUAAGUGAGGGCUAUGGUGUUAAGGCGGUUUCUUGGGAUUCGAUAUUCGGGGUGAUACCCGUUGUGCUGGCCAUAGGGAUAACUUCGUUCAGGGGGAGGGGGUGUAAAACAUUGUGAGGGUAGUUGUCGGGAGGCUGUUGGUGCACUGUGGGAAACUAGUUUAGUGGUUCGUGUGGGGAUACAUACCACGGUGUCCCAUAGAAAAUCAAAUUAAGUUAAGUUAUGGCCCUGUAGGUGUAUAGUCUCUUCAGUCUGGUCAUUGAUGGAGAUGGUGGAGUCCCUCUGUGUGACGAGCAGCGUGCGGACUUGGCUCCAUCGGUAGCCAAUAUUCUUUGCUUGCAGGAGUAGUGCGAACUUGCGAAGUAAUCGCCGCCAGGCCAGGGACCCCCGGAGAGAUCCGCAUAAAAGUCUAGGGACAUCCCUUUGAAGCUGUAUGGCGACUGCCCCCUGAUGGCGGCCAGUACUGCUGCUUUAUCCUUAUGACUUUGAAACUGGACCACCAGGUCCCCUGAGGUUGCAAGUGAUGCUUUGGUAGGUCUCGGGAGUCUGAAUACUCCCUCUAGAGACACUGCCUUUGCUUGUUUUGGGGUUAGUAGGGCUGCUAUGAGGAGUCGGGCGAGGUGCGGGAGUUCAGCUGUCGGCACAUUUUCCGGGACACCCCUGAUUUUCAGAUUUUUCUGCCUUCUCUUAUCUUCCGGGGCGUCAAGCCUGUGUUCAAAGGCUUGGCACCGUUGCUGCAUCUCUUUCAUCUCUGUUUGAGUGUGCUCUUGUGUGGUACUUUCCACUAGGCCAAGGCGGGCGGUCAGGCCCUGCAGGUCUUCCCUUAUCAGGGCCACAUCUGCUGAUAUUUUUUUUGUGGAGGUCCAACAUGAGCUCUUUGAUAGCUGUCAGUGUCGCUGGUGCGGCAUCUGUUCCCGGUGGUGGGGGUGCUGGGCGGGCCGUCGCUGGUUAACUGUGGAGUUGGUGUGAGGACUCACUCUGCUUCAUCCGACAUAUCAUCCGAAAAGUCAGAGCAGCCGCGGUGCCUGCUGCCACAGAUCACCGAUGCUCAUACCCUGCUGGCUUUGUCAGGUUUCGUUUUUUUGUUUUCCGUCCCAUGGGGCAGGUGAUGGGUUCUCCCCGUGAAUUUUUCAAGCGUUGGCUGGCUAUUUUAGUCGGUUUUUCCCCUCCGAUAUUCCGGAGCUCACAGGCCAUGCAACUCUCUGCUUCAGUAGUUAGGCCACGCCCCCAGGACUUGACAGUUUAAGCCCUGUUUUAAUUAAAGGGACACUAUAAUAACCAGAACAACCACAGCUUAUUGUAUUUAUUCUAGUCAGUAUAGUCAGUCCCUGUACGCUUUUUGCAAUAAACACUGUCUUUUCAAAGAAAAGGCCGUGUUUACAUUAUAGCUUAGGGAUAUCUCCAGUGGCCAUUCCUCAGAUGGCUACUAGAGGUGUUUACUGGGCAGUGCUGCACACUGUGCAGCACUGACAUUCAGCAUCUCCACCCUUUUACAUGGAUUGAUUCAAUGCAUCUCUAUGAGGAGAUGCUGAUUGGCCAUGGCUGUGUUUGGCUUGUGCUGGCUCUGCCUCUGAUCUGCCUUGACCAUCUCAGUCAAUCCAAUGCUCCCCUAUGGGAAAGCAUUGUGAUUGGCUCAGAACACCACUUUUGAUGAUGUUAGCCAAGCAGGCAGAUCGGGACAGAGCCAGUAUCAGAAGACUGGAAUAUAUUUAGGUGGGUAAGAGGGGCUAGAUGGCUUUUUUUAACACUAUAGGGUUAAGAAUACAUGUUUGCGUUCCUGACCCUAUAGUGCUCCUUUAAUUUAAUUUUUCUCUAUUUUUUUCUUGGCUCCUCUAUGCAAUUUACAUUACCUUUGAGUUAGCAAACAUUAUAAAUUCUGCAAAUUAGAUUAUUUCUUACACAUGGAAUGAUGGAAAAUGCAGUUUUUUGUUUUGUUUUCUGUUAAACGUUAACGUUGGUUAAGCAAAAGUCGGUGUUCUUUAAGCUGUAUUCCUAAAUUCCUACUGAAAUAACCUUAGACUUAAGCAUCCAGUAUUACUGCCUUAUAUAGUUAUGUCACAUUUUCUCAUGUAAUGUCCUAUCACUUUCUGUAAAAUCUAUUAAGAUUUCCAUUUUUCUUCAGGUGUAAAAUUUCAAGCACUUUUCCCUUUCUAGAGAUGUGCUGAUGUCAUCUAAAUUUGAUCUAUUUCUGAUUUACUGAAUUUCAGCUCCUUUAGGCACUUCAGAUUUUUCAGUAAUCACUAUAUAUGUCAACAAAUUAUUGGUAUAUUACUUUUUGCACAGUUGGAUAAUCGUUUCUUUUUUUAAAAUUUUUUUUAUUUUUUUUUACUUUACAGGGAUUCUUCAUCAUCCACGCAGGAGCUUUCAGAAUGUGUAGAGUUGCUUCUAAGUCUGGAGGAACCAGCCCACCUUCUAUGCGAUGAGUUCCUUGCCCAUGGUCGUGGACGGCUGGCUUCCCACCUUUCUGAUUUGGAGGGUUCUGGUGAUGUCUUGGAGUUUGUUGAUCGGGGCUGUGGUGGUUUCAUCAGCGAUUCCUGCCUUCUGGCAGCUUCCUACCAAGCACUCUUUUGUAAGGAACCUGGCAGUACAGCACAAAUGGCAGAGGAGAAACUGACAAAAUUUUUAGAGGAACUAAGUGAAGGAUAUUUUGAGCUGGUAGAGAUCAGACUUCGGCAGGAAAAGAGUCUAGGAGACAAUUCUCUGCUAGUGCGUGCCUUGGAUAGAUUUCACAGACGGCUACAAGCACCAUCUAAGCUAGUGCCAGGGUGUGGAUUCAAUCGACGAGGCACAGAGAUCGUUGUGAGAGUAGCACAAGAAAGAUUAGCUCAAUACCUGCAGGCACUAAAGGACUUUUUCCAGGGCUGCCUUACCGAUGUUCGACAGGCUCUGGCAGCUCCAAGAGUACCUGGGAAAGAAGCUCCAGCACUGGGCGAACUCCUGGCAGGGCUGUCUGCUUCUGUUCUCAACCAGAUAAAGACUGUACUGGCUGCUGUGCAUCUUUUCACUGCUAAGGAUGUGGCGUUUUCUGAUAAACCAUACUUCAAGGUAAGUAGGUGUCAUAAUGAUAAAUGUAGGCAAGUACAAUGGGGCGUCGUGUUUUUCUUAGUUUUGUCCUGCUACAUCAAUGCACAUUUUCACCUGGAUAUUGUUACCUGUUCUGUAUUUACCCACCUUUCCCCUGUUUUCCUCUUAUUCUUUCUUCAGGGAGAAUUCUGCAGCCAAGGUGUCCGCGAGGGACUGAUAGUAGCUUUUAUCAAAUCCAUCUGCCAGACAGCACGGCAAUUCUGUGAGUCACCUGGAGAAAAAGGUGCAAAUACUCCACCAGUCCUCUUAUUACUUCUCUCUCGCCUCUGUCUGGAUUAUGAGACAUCAACCAUCAGCUACAUUCUAACUUUGACAGACGAGCAGUUCCUUGGACAGGUAAUACUUGAGUACCUUCCAGCACCAGAAGUCUUUUUGUUGAUACUUCAAGACAUGUGGUGUGUCAUUUUUGUCUAUCUUUUAUCCCUUUUGUCUAUCUUUUUUCAAAAUGUUCUAUCAGUCACUGUUUUGUUCAAACAUCUGUCAUCGUGCUGUUAUUUUUGUCUCUUUGAUAAACCAGUACCACCAUGGGUUGUUUCAUCUCUCUGUAUAACUUAAUAUAAUUUUAGUUGUUUUCCUUGCUAAUCUUUUCAGGAUCAUUCUCCAGUUACUCCUGUGAGUUCUCUCUGCUCCCUGGCUCGCUCCACAGCACAGACACUUCUCAAUCAGUAUGUCAAGUCUCAAGGUUUAGUUGUGUCCCAGAUGCUUCGCAAGAGUGUGGAGACCCGGGAUUGGGUGGCAACCAUUGAGCCAAGAAAUGUUCGAGCUGUGAUGAAGAGGGUAGUAGAAGAUGUCACUGGUGUUGAUGUACAGGUAGUAGAAACUGUUUUUGUUUUUAUAAAACAAAAUCUUUAUUUUUAAAAUACUCAGAGAUGUUACCAUACUGUUCAAUUCUUUCCUCAACCUUUGAACACUAAAGCUAUUUCUUGCUCACACAGGUGGGUCUCCUGUAUGAGGAAGGAGUACGGAAAGCACACAGCAGUGAUUCUAGUAAGCGUACCUUUUCUGUAUAUAGUAGUUCUCGUCUGCAAGGAAGAUAUGCACAGAGUUACACCCCAAGGUUAGUUUUUUUUUGUUUUUGUUUUUGUUUUUUUUAAAUAUUUUCUUUAUCGAGUGUUUUCAUUAUCAAUUAUAAAAGACAAAGAUGAGGACUUGCAGGUCCCAUGUAACUGAAGAGAAGAAAGUAACGGGAAAUCAACUUAUGAACGUGCAUCAGUAAUGAGCAUUGAUGGGGACUCACAGGUCCCCGUCAACUUGGAAGAAGAGAAAAAGGGAGAGACAACCAACUUAUGCAUAUGCAUCAGUGACACGCAGGUCACACUUUGAAAUUUAUAAGAAUUUAGUGUCGGACUCGCAGGUCCAAUACUCUACAUUCAGUAGGAUGUCUUCAAAUAGUAUCCGGUGUCUACCUGAACGAUUUAUACCUGCUUUGGUCUACGUGGCUACCCAAAGUGAGAAGGUCGUACUACCCGGAUAUCAGGGACCCUCCCUCCCAGAGUGUAUGCCCAUAAUUCCCUUAUCGUGGGUACCCCCUUGGUAGUCUGUGUGCGAGCCCGUGGGCCUGUUCCUCUCGGUCUGGCUGGUGGUUCUCGGUGGGUCUGUAUGGGCACGUGGCAAAAAAAAAACAAAAAAAAAAAACACCCCUCCGUGUCUGCGAGUGUCAGUUCCUUUAUUUUGAAUAGAACCUUGUUCUCCCCCUCAGGUGUUCCCGCUUCCUCGGGUAGCUUAGUUUGUUUGUUUUUAUCAUGUUAUCUGUCUCUGUAUUAGUCCUUAACUGAACAUUUGACAUGGAUGAUAAACUUUGUAAGAUGUUAAUAUUGGUCUCCGUUUCUCUGUUAUAGUGCUCCCUUGGAUACCAACCUUCUGAGUAACAUUCAAAAGUUGUUCUCCGAGAGAAUUGACAUUUUCAGUACUGUCCAGUUCAACAAGGUACUUUGCUUCAUUCCAUGUGCCUCCAUCAAACACUGUCUCUUUACUCAUUCAAUGUAAACUGUAGUAACAAUAAUUGUAUGUUGAACUCACAGUCUUUUUAAAUAGUUGGCUAUGAUCGCAGCUGUUACUAUGAAAAUGUGCCUGAGGAACGCUUGUUAUCUCUCAUUAAAAAACUUCCUUUACUGAUUUACUCAGUGGCCAGUAACACUGCGAUUAAAUUCUCUCAUCAGGUCUCUAUCCUGACUGGUAUCAUUAAGAUCAGCCUGAAGACAUUCCUGGAAUGUGUUCGUCUGCGCACAUUUGGUCGCUAUGGAUUGCAGCAGAUUCAGGUGGACUGUCACUACCUGCAGCUAUACCUGUGGCGUUUUGUAAGUGAUGAAAACCUUGUUCACUGCCUGCUGGAUGAAGUGGUAGGCAGUGCGGCACACCGCUGUUUGGAUCCUUUACCCAUGGAGCAAAGUGUUAUUGAAGUCAUCUGUGAACGGGGCUGAACCAUGAUUUAAUAUUUCUAUGCUGUAUAUAUUUCCUUAACACUAAGCCGUAUCAUGUAUAUAUGGAAUAAAGAACUGUAAUGCAAUCAGUGGCCACUAGGUGUCUGUGUAAAUUGUGCAGACUAGAUGGGCCAAAUGGUACUUAUAUGCCGUCACAUUCUAUGUUUCUAUAUGUUUCACAAAGGAUUCUUGACUUUGAAAUAGUGAUAAAUAAUGCAAAAACAUUUAACUUAAACUUCAUAUUGUGUGUGUGUGUGUGUGUGUGUGUGUGUGUGUGUGUGUGUGUAUAUAUAUAUAUUUAUUUAUUUUUUUAUUUAUUUAUUUUUUUGUCAAUCUGUCUUUUAUUGAGACUGCAAGAUAGAACAAAAAAAAA
Pelobates cultripes (western spadefoot toad) is the source of this 20864-nucleotide messenger RNA. NCBI's taxonomy places the organism in Eukaryota, Metazoa, Chordata, Amphibia, Anura, Pelobatidae. The record is from the annotation of a GenBank genome assembly.